AUGGGAUACACUCCACUGCAUGUGGCGUGUCACUAUGGAAACGUGAAGAUGGUCAACUUCCUGCUAAAGAACCAGGCCAAGAUCAACGUCAAAACCAAGAACGGAUACACCCCCCUCCAUCAGGCGGCCCAGCAAGGCCACACCCACAUCAUCAACCUACUGCUGCAGCACGGAGCCUCUCCCAACCAAGUCACUGUGAAUGGUAACACAGCCCUGUCCAUAGCCAGGAGGCUGGGGUACAUCUCUGUAGUGGAUACUCUGAAGGUCGUCACUGAGGAAACACAGACCACUCUGACGGUGACCGAGAAACAUAAGAUGAACGUUCCAGAAACCAUGAAUGAGGUUCUGGACAUGUCAGAUGAUGAGGAGAUGGAAUUUCAGUGUGUCUAUGAGAGCUACUGUCGUGAGGAUGCGAUGACAGGCGACACGGAUAAGUACCUGGGACCCCAGGACCUGAGAGAGCUGGGAGACGACUCUCUGCCCCAGGAGGGUUACAUGGGCUUUAGCAUUGGAGCACGCAGCGCCAGCCCUAAGGUCUGCAGUCUGCGGUCCUUCAGUUCGGAUAGGUCCAACACCCUGAACAGGACCUCUUACACCAGAGACAGCAUGAUGAUUGAAGAGAUACUGGCUCCUACCAAGGAUAUGAACCUGGCAUUGGCCAGCAGAGACUGUGACUCUGACUCUCAGAGACACUACAGCUGGACUGCUGACACCUUGGACAACAUCAACAUGGUCUCCAGCCCCAUACACUCUGGGUUCCUGGUCAGUUUCAUGGUGGACGCACGCGGCGGCUCCAUGCGGGGGAGUCGUCAUAACGGAAUGCGCAUCAUCAUCCCGCCCAGGAAGUGCACGGCUCCGACACGCAUCACCUGCCGCCUGGCAAAGAGGCACAAGCUGGCCACGCCCCCACCGAUGGUGGAUGGAGAGGGAUUGGCCAGCAGGCUGGUGGAGGUGGGGCCUGCUGGAGCUCAGUUCCUGGGCCCUGUGAUCGUGGAGAUCCCCCAUUUUGGUUCUAUGAGGGGGAAGGAGAGGGAGCUGAUCAUGCUGAGGAGUGAGAAUGGAGAGACCUGGAAGGAACAUCAGUACGACUGCAAGACAGAUGACCUCAAUGAGCUGCUCAACGGCAUGGAUGAAGAGCUGGACAGUGCCGAGGACCUGGAGAAGAAGCGUAUAUGUCGCAUCAUCACCAAGGAUUUCCCACAGUACUUUGCGGUGGUGUCUCGUAUCAGACAGGAGAGCAGCCAGAUGGGCCCUGAGGGAGGAGUCCUCUCCAGCCUGACACUUCCAUUGGUCCAGGCCUCCUUCCCAGAGGGGGCGCUCACCAAGAAGAUACGCGUGGGACUGCAGGCCCAGCCGGCUCCUGAUGACAUGGUGAAGAAGAUCCUUGGUAACCGGGCAACAUUCAGCCCCAUAGUGACGGUGGAACCUCGACGCAGGAAGUUCCACAAACCCAUCACCAUGACGAUCCCGGUCCCGCCCUUGUCAGGGGAGGGGGUUAGCAAUGGCUACAAGGGAGAUUCCACCCCCUGCCUGAGGUUGCUAUGCAGCAUCACCGGCGGAACCUCUCCUGCCCAAUGGGAGGACAUUACUGGGACCACGCCCCUAACCUUCGUCAACGACUGUGUCUCCUUCACUACCAAUGUCUCUGCCAGGUUCUGGCUUGCUGACUGCCACCAGAUCCCAGAGACUGUAGGCCUUGCCACCCAGCUGUACAGAGAGCUCAUCUGUGUUCCUUACAUGGCCAAGUUCGUGGUGUUCGCCAAGAUGAACGACCCUAUGGAGUCCCGCUUGCGCUGCUUCUGUAUGACAGACGACAAGGUGGACAAAACCCUGGAACAGCAGGAGAACUUUGAGGAGGUGGCCAGGAGCAAAGACAUCGAGGUUCUGGAGGGGAGGCCCAUCUAUGUGGACUGCUAUGGUAACUUAGCUCCUCUGACCAAGGCUGGACAGCUACUGGUGCUCAACUUCUACGCAUUCAAAGAGAACCGGCUUCCUUUCUGUGUGAAGGUCAGAGACAACAGCCAGGAGCCGUGUGGCCGUCUGACAUUCCUGAAGGAGACCACUAAGACCGCUAAGGGUCUCCCCCAGACGGCCGUGUGUAACCUGAACAUCACCCUACCUGCGCUGAAGAAGGAAAUGGAGUCAGACCCAGAUGAAGAGACUGAAAAGCCAGAACGACGUCAUACCUUUACAUCUCUAGCCUUACGUAAGCGUUACAGCUAUCUCGCCGAGCCCGCCACGAAAACAGUUGAGCGAAGCACAGCAAGAACACUGCCUGCUGGUUACACUCACAAACCUGUCUUUUCAACAAGAUCUUACCAGGCAUGGUCGACUGCGCCUCUUCCCCACACUGUCCAAGCAAGGAGUGGACUGGGUUCCCUCUCCGGCUCACCGUCCAACACACCAUCUGCAUCGCCACUAAAGUCUGCCUGGUUGCUCUCCUCCGCCUCUCCAAUCAAAUCCACCCUCGGAGCCUCACCGCCACAUUCAGUCAAGUCCUCUGGCGACAUAGCUUCUUUACCUGUCAGAUCCUAUAGAACUAUGGCCUCCCCUAUUAAGACUGUUGUACAGCAGGCCCAGUACCCGGUCCAGGUCUCUGCCAGUCUGGUGUCCUCUUCCUCUAAACCUGGAGCAGAUCCUGUCUUCAUUAAAGGACUAUCCACCCCAUUUUCUUCCAGGACCACCCCAGCCUCUAACACAGGGUCUGGUCCAGAUAGAUCAACCAUGACUCAACCCGAAUCUCCCAAAUGCACAGCCAACAUGUAUACCUUACCCUUCAAAUCAGUCCUGUCGUCUUCAUCCUCCUCCCCUGUCAGAACCAUCGCUGGUCUGUCCUCCUCAUCCUCCUCCCCUGUCAGAACCAUUCCUGGCCUGUCCUCCUCAUCCUCCUCCCCUGUCAGAACCAUUCCUUGCCUGUCCACUACUUCAGCUACAUCUAAGGGGAAGCCCCUCCCCUCGCUGUCCUCACCAGCCCACUCCUCAGAACCCUCUGCUAUGGUGAAUGGAUUAGUUUCUCCCAUGAAGUACGCCUCUUCUUCUCAGUCCUCCUCCCCCUGCUCCUGUUUGCUCUCUGAUAGGUCUAGCAGUCUGCAGGAGAGGAUACAGACCAACACUCACGCCGCCACUUCCAGUGUCAGUGCAGCUAUAAAUGAGGCUGAAAGGACAUUUAACUCUUCAGGGUACGGAACACUCAAAUCAGUGUCCUCACGGAGAUCUAACACCUCAACUUCUGUCUACGGCUCUAUGAGGUCUCAAACCUCUUCCACCACCUCAGCAACAUCCAAUGCAAUGACUGUACCUGUAUACUCUUUUCUCAAUGUUGCGACCGAGUCCCCAAUGAAAAAAGGGCCUGGGUCGCUGAAGAUGUCGCCUGCAGACUCCCGCAGGUCAAAGACGGCAGUGAAGUCCCCUCCUUACAUCACCCCCCCAGGGCUCACUCUAACCCCACCCUCCUCCCUAUCCUCCAAUCAGGACAUCCUGAAAGACGUGGCCGAUAUGAAGGAGGACCUGAUCAGAAUGACGGCCAUCUUGCAGACUGUCCCCAGAACAGCCAGGAAUGUUCAGUCUCAGACCCCCAAAGAGCCUAAGAUGGAGGAUGAGGAGCCCUUCACCAUAGUAGAGAAAGUGAAGGAGGAUCUAGUUAAAGUCAGUGAGAUACUGACCAAGGAUGUGGUGAGUGAUAGUCAAGUCUGUAGAGGGAAGCCUGUAGAGGAGGAGUGGGAGGAGUUCUCUAAAGAUGAGUUAGAGGAAGCCCAGCAAAGUGCUAAGGAAUUCUUUCACCCUCCGUUUGACGCUAACACCCUCUCCUUUAUGCCCCAGUCUAUGCCCAGUAAAGAGUUGAAUUUAGCCAAGGUUGUUGACUACCUGGCCAAUGACAUAGGUGCUAGUUCUCUUUCUAAGAUGGCUGAGAUGAAGAGCAGAUAUGAGGAGGCAAAAAGAGAAGGGGAGGACAAACAGAAACUAAAAAAACUCAAGAUGCCUCCCCCAGGCAUGCGUACCUCUGCCUCUGAGAAAGACUUAUGUAAACUAGCAGAGUCAUAUUAUGGACCUGACACCAUAUUGGAGUCACCAGAGGACUUAUCUCAUGAGCAGGAUAAGAGUCCUCUGUCAGACAGCGGCUUUGAAACCAGGAGUGAAAAGACUCCUUCAGCCCCCCAAAGUGCAGAGAGCACCGGGCCCAAACCCCCCUUCACUGAUCCCAUCCCCCCCUGCAUCACCGAGACUAGGACCGAGGUGGUCCAUAUCAGGAGCUACGAGCACCCAGACGAACCCUGUGAGGUGCAGAUGGAGGAGGCAGCCUCAGCAUCGCCGGCCUGCAUUGAACCAGAGGCCUCCGCCGCCUCCAUCAAAGACAAAGUCAAAUCAUUCCAGAUCAAAGUGUGUGACGACUCUGACUCUGUCGUUAGCAAGAGCAUGAGGCUCAAAGAGGAGACCCACAUCACCACCACGACGCGCAUGGUUUACCACAAGCCGCAGCUGAAAGACGGCUCGGAGAGGAUCGAGGAGACCAUGUCAGUCAGAGACAUCAUGAAAGCAUUCCAGUCCGGUAGGGACCCCUCCAAAGAACUUGCUGGACUGUUUGAGCACAAGGCUGGCCAGGACUCUGUCAAAGGGGAUGAACUCACCCCCAGGUUCAUUGAUAAUGACACUAAAGCCAAAAGAAUAAUGGAGGUUCACAUAGAAAAAGAAGGAAACACAUUCCAACCAACUGAGGUGAUUAUCAGGGAGACCAAGAAGAUUCCAGACUCUUAUUUCUAUAAAGGAGACCACAGAAUCCAAGAAAUGCCUGAUUACGACGAGGCGCCGCAGGAAGGGGAGGAGCUUACUGCCAAUGACAGCCGGCCCAGCUCCGUUCAGCUCAUGGCCGAUGACUCCUACAAAGCUCUCAAACUGCUCAGCCAGCACUCUGUAGAGUAUCACGAUGACGAGCUCUCUGAACUCAGGGGAGAGUCUUACAGGUUCGCUGAGAAGAUGCUACGUUCUGAGAAACUAGACAUAUCCCACUCUGAUACAGAAGAUUCUAUGGCUGACCAAACACACCAAAUUACCUCAGAGUCGCAUGGGGAAGAGAGUAAUUACAGUGAGAAAGAGGCCGUGCCCAGGAAAGAGUUCACUUUCAAGUCAUCAAAGGAUACAUCCUCUAAGUCAGGUAAAUGUUCUCAUAAGGAUGACAAGUUUGACAAAGUGACAGUGUUGCAUUACACCACAGAGCCAGGCAGCCCAAAACAUGCAGUGUGGAUGCGUUUCACUGAGGACAAGCUGGACAGGAACAGAGAGAAGCUCAUCUAUGAGGACCGCGUGGAUCAAACUGUCAAGGAAGCUGAGGAGAAACUAAGCGAGGUCUCUCAGUUUUUCCGUGACAAAACUGAGAAACUGAACGACGAGCUGCAAUCCCCGGAGAAAAAGCCUCCAAAGAGAGACCCCAGGGAGACCAGGUCUGGGCCCAGCUCCACCUGUAAUAGCCCAGAGAAAACCCAGCAGAAAGCCAGGGCAGAGGGAGAGGAGUGGGGCAAGGGAAGGGGGAACAAACUUUUCAGCAGUACGACUGAGAGGAGGACCUCUAGUCUACCCAACAGUCCAGAGAGAGCUGUUCUCUCCCGCUUCAGUGAGGAUACAUCCAAACAGCAGACAAAGGCAGAGGAACGGUCUGAGCCAAACCAGGUUAAAGCCUCCUUCUCUAGAGUGAGCUCUGUUAGGAUGAAGUUCGAAUCAGAGGCUCAGAACCAAGAUAAGAGUAGUCCUGAGCUAGUACAGUCCACACCUCCAGUCAGCAGGCUGCAGGAGAACAAGCUGCCAAUGAAUCAACUGUUCACUGGAGGAAAGACAACUAAAGGGUCUGAGGCCACAGAGGAAGGGAUUCCUUUUAAAAAGACUCCAGAGAAACUGAAAGGACCUGCCUCCAAUAGCAGUAAGUCAGUUGUCUCACCAGCUGCCCCAAAACAGUCAGGAGACAAACUGCCUAAUAAGAACCUACCAUACACCACAGCCCAAAAACACCUAACAGGUCAGACUGAUAAAGAAUCAGAGAAAACAAGCCCAUUGAGCCAGGAGAGUCAGGUCAUUGGUAUCAGUAAGGGUGUAAAGGGGCCACCAUCACAUAGUCCUACACAUGACACACCCAAUGAGAACAGUGGGGAAGUUGAAAAAGAACACGUUUCUAUGAGGGAUUCUCCUUCCAAACAUGUUGCAUCAAGUCCCACAACCAAUAGGGUUGCUCAUUCUGAACCUGUGUCUAAAGACCAUGGGGUUGCUCAUUCUGAACCUGUGUCUAAAGACCAUGGGGUUGCACAAAACAAGAAUCUUAGAAAAAAGACAGAGUCCCAGAUCCCAGUCAGGUCUGUGUCUAGUCACUCAGACAGCGAUCAGUCAGAGAAAGCAAAACAAGACACAAUAACUAAGCCAUCUGAAAAGACAUCCCAAAUCCCCAUACUAAAUAAGAACAGAAUGCAGGUCAGCCCAGUAACAAGCCCUACAAAGGCAGAAGAACUAACAGACACAUCUCUUGAAAUAUUAGAUAAUGCACCAAAAGAUUCUAACUUGAACAAUGUACGUGACACUUGCACAAGAGAAAUACAAGAGAGAUUAGCACCAGAGACAACCACCAUUAGAGAAAACUUCAAAGGCAUCAAAACAUUACCUGUCUAUGUGAGUGUCCAGGUGGGUAGGCAGGGAGAGAGAGAGGGCAGAGGAGGAGUACUGUACAAACAGAAACAGCCCUCGUCGCCUCAGGCCAGUCCUGACGAUGACACGCUAGAGCAGGUAUCUUUCAUAGACAGCUCAGGGAAGAGUCCCCUCACCCCAGAGACCCCUAGCUCAGAGGAGAUCAGCUAUGACCUCACCUCCAGAACACCAGACUCCAUCCUGGGCUUCACUCCCUUCCAGCCUAGCCCUAUCCCAGAGGUCUCUGAGGACUCCUCAGAGGAGGAGCAGGGCCAGGUAUUUUCCUUCAAGGACUUCAGACCAGAGACACCUAAUGUCACAGCAGCUGACCUUAAGAAUGGAAACCACCAGGCUGGACAGACACCUAAAGACAAAGGAGUAGCAUACAUCCAGUUCCCCCCUCCGCCUCCCCUGGACUCUGAGCAGUCCAGCCCUGAGAAGAAGAAGAAGGGAUCAUCUGGUUCCUCUGAGGCAGAGAUGGAGAUGAUGGAGGUCAACCUCCAGGAAGAGCAUGAUAAACACCUCCUCACGGAGCCCAUCAUCAGAGUCCAGCCCCCCUCCCCAGUCCCCCCCGGGACUGACGACAGUGACUCUAGUGACGAUGAGUCUGUCUUCCAGCCCAUCUCCUUUAAGAAAUACACCUUUAAGAUCUCAGAGGGGCAGGAGCAGGAGCUCAAGAAUGGGUCCAAAUCCACAAAACAGGAUAAAAACGGCAAAGAGCCAGGAACUAACAGAACUAAUGGAACGUAUGAAGCUGGUAAAACAGAGGAGUACGACUCUGAACAGAAUGGAAAUGACCAGUCCAUAACAGACUGUUCUAUCGCCACGACGGCAGAGUUCUCUCAUGACACUGACGCUACUGAGAUCGACUCCCUGGAUGGGUAUGACAUGCAGGAUGAGGAUGAUGGUCUGUGUGAGAUGGACACUAAACCCUUCAGCCUGCCGGACAGCAGGAAGGACGUGUGGACCUCAGACAGCAUGCUCCGGUCCUGCGACCGCUCCUUUAGUCAGACCAAACUAGAGGCCAUUGAAGAGGAAAAAACACCGGAGGAGGAAUGCAGAAAGGCUCAAGCUAAAAGUGAUGCAGUUGACAUAAAAACAGAUGAGGCCAGCUCUCAGGGCCAGAAGGACAACGAUGGGUUUUCUGAUACGUACUUUAGUUACAAGCUAGAGGAGGCGUUUGACUCUCCGUUUAAAACUGUUGCUACUAAAGGUCUGGACUUUGACCCCUGGUCCAGUAUAGGAGGAGACAAUGAAGUGGUUGACGCCAGGAUAAAAGACGACGAGCCGAAGCCGUUUGGACUGGCAGCAGACGACAGAUCACAGGCCACGACCCCAGACACGACCCCUGCCAGAACCCCGACCGAUGAUAGCACCACGCCGACUAGCGAGCCAAACCCUUUCCCCUUCCAUGAAGGGAAGAUGUUUGAGAUGACUCGCAGUGGUGCGAUUGACAUGAGCAAGCGGGAUAUUGUUGAAGAAAGACUGCAGUUUUUUCAGAUUGGCCCUCAGAGCCCCUGUGAGAGGACUGACCUGCGGAUGGCCAUAGUGGCAGAUCACCUGGGUCUGAGCUGGACUGAGCUUGCCAGGGAAAUGGAUUUCUCCGUAGAUGAGAUCAAUCACAUCCGCGUGGAUAACCCCAACUCUCUGACCACUCAGAGUUUCAUGCUUUUAAAGAAAUGGGUUAGCAGAGAUGGUAAAAAUGCCACAACGGAUUCCCUUACAGAGGUCCUGACUAAGAUCAAUCGGAUGGAUAUUGUGACAUUGCUGGAAGGGCCAAUAUUUGACUAUGGUAACAUUUCAGGCACAAGAUGUUUUGCUGAUGAUAACGCAGUUUUCCUGGAUCAGUGUGAUGGUUCCAGCAGCAUCCAGCUGGAGCUUCAGACCCCCACAGGUUUGAUCUGUCAGCCCCCCACCCCGCUAAGCAGCGACCACUUCUUUGACGAGGACGCUGGCCUAGACUCCCCCUCUAGAACGCCCACUAGACCAUGUGACUUGUCACUCACCCAGACCACCAGCACCCCAGGCCCCGCCUCCCAUGCUCAAUCCCCCACAAUGGUGGUAGAGGAAGACACCUCUGGACCUCUAGACUCCCGGGGAGCCGGGAAGGGCGCCGGGGAGGGUGCCGGGAAAGUGACCUUCACUGAAGAUGACACAGGGGUUAGCAGAGAGUCAGUGGCCUCAUACAAGCCCCAUAACAGGGAGGCAGGGCUGAGAGAGGAGGCUGAGCAGGAUGUUGACAUGGGGAUGCUGAUACAUCAGAUUGAUCUUCCUCAGGGGGUGGUCAGGGAGGAUGAGUGGCUGGCUGGAGCCAGAGGAGACCCAUCAGAGACCCUAGGCUUUAGGCCUGCCCUGGGGGGAGAGGGGGUAGAGGGUGGUGUGUCUGGUCCUCCCGGGGAAGAGAAGGAGGAGGGGGAGUUGAGUGAGGAGAAGUUAAAGUCUCUGUUGGAGGAGAUGGGGCUGGAGGAAGGCUCGGAGGACGAGGAGAUGACGGAGGAAAGGAUAAACGCCAUCUUGUCUCAGGUUCAGCAGGCAGACAAAGAUGUGAUGUCAUCACCUGCAGGUUGGCAUAGUGAGACGUCCAGCGUGAACGUGGAGCCCCCGACACCUGGCCGCAGUCUGAGUGCUGAGGGCAACGACCUCCAGGACACCAGCCCUGUGAAUUCCCUGGACUCCCUGACGACAUCACCUGUCCGACCAGCAGAGAAAUCCAAUGGAGACCACGCUGACUUCCUGUCCCAGCCCGGGUCACAUCCUGAGGCCCAGGGUUCAUCCAACGGGGUGAAGGGUCAUGGCCAGGUCGAGGACGAGGGAAGGGCGUCAGCAUCACAAGGAGGGCAGGAAGAGGGAAGCAGAAGGACUCUGGAAGAGGACAGCACAGCAGGACCAAGCAGCAAGGAGCAGCAGCAGGAGGAGGGAGGAGUGCAGGGGUCACAGCACAAAGUCCAGGAGGGUGGUAGAGAUAAGGAGACCAGCUCUGAUGAGGAACGGACUGUCACCACCAAGGUGUACCGACGGAGGGUCAUACUGAAGGGAGAACAGGCCAGAAACAUCCCUGUGGAGUCAGUGACAGAAGAGCAGUUCACAGACGAGGAUGGAAACAUAGUCACCCGAAAAGUCAUCAGGAAAGUAGUACGUCGUAUUGCUGCUACGGCAACUACUUUUACUGCUACUACUACUGCUACUACAGAGGAGGUGAAAGCAGGAGGAGCAGUAGGAGAAAGAGAAGCAGGAGGAAGAGGAGAAGCAGCAGGAGGAGGAGGCCGGAAGGAAAAUAAGGGCAGGAAGAGAAACAAGCGCUCCCGAGGUGGCCCUAAGGCAGAGCAGGAGAGCUCUAAGGGUCAGAGGGGAAAGACUGAGUCUGAAGAAGGGUCAGGGUCGAAGGUGAAAAAGAAGCAAGUGGAAAAGGAUCAAUGAUAAGAGUCGUGUGCUCAACCUGGUUUGUUGAUGUUUCAUGACUUCCUGGAAGGGAGAUGACUGGAACUUGAAGCAAGGAGAACAGCCAAUCAGAACGUGUGUCUGCAGCUUUCACGUUAACGCAUGGUUUUACAGCAAGACCACUUUAUUUGAUUUCGCAUGAGCAUGAAAAACUUACUUUUCUGUCCACAACCUGGGCUCCAGUCAUGACCUGUUGUUACCACGGUGACAGGAGAACAGGGGUGUGGUCUGCUCCAUCAUGGCGUCAGGACAACAGUAGCCACGCCUCCAAGCAUCUCUCGGACCAAUGAGGUACAACAGGACGUUUGAUUGACAGAUUAGAGGAACACUUGGAGUCACCUUCUACAAGCCUUAUAUAUUCUGUCCUGUAGCCACACCACUGGGGUGGGUGUAUAAUGUGGUUGUGUUUUUUAAUAACAACGGGUGGUUUGGUUGUAUAUAAAUGACACUGUAAAAACUUCUGAAGUUAGUCACUGAUAGUUUGUUUUCUGCACUGGUAGGACAGCUUCGCAAAGCAUUGGAAUGAAAUGCCUAUAUUGAUUCCACCUUUAUGAAAAUGCUUGGGUGUUACUGCACAUGUCUAAUUAUCAGCAGGAAAUAUUUGUCAAAUCGAAAUGGUAGCUUGAUUUUAACCUAACUCCACUGCAACUCUCAAACAUCACUUCUGUGAACAUAUUUCCUCAGAGUACUAAUAUUUUGAUGCAUGAGAUUCACCUGGUUUGACUUAGUUUUCCUCAUUUGCGAACAUUGUAUUAUGAAAUAAGGUGUUACUUCUAUCAGUGUCUGUCUACUCUGCUCUGGUACUGACUGUUUUAAAGAGACAUGAACACACAGCCACCUGGGGGACAGCAGGACAGAGAGGGAGACUUCAUUCUAAUGCUUUAUGAGGGCCCACUGUGUAACAUGGAAUAUGCCUCUACUAUUAAAGACGUGGAGAUAUGAGAGCUCCCAAUAUAUAAUGUAGACUGACACAUUGGAAAGGGUUAGAGAGGUAUUACCCCAAUAUAUAAUAUAGACUGACACAUUGGAAAGGGUUAGAGAGGUAUUACCCCAAUAUAUAAUAUAGACUGACACAUUGGAAAGGGUUAGAGAGUGUUUACCCCAAUAUAUAAUGUAGACUGACACAUUGGAAAGGGUUAGAGAGGUAUUACCCCAAUAUAUAAUGUAGACUGACACAUUGGAAAGGGUUAACAGUUCUCAUGCGUAUUUGCUCCAAACCAAUCAUUGGUCAUUAUUUUAGCAGUGUAAUGUUAUGUUCUAAGCCUGCUGUAGUUUAAAGGGGCAUUUUUUCUUUGGGGUUUGGUGCCAUAUUUCCUUCCGUUGAUUCUCUUCAUAUGAGACCACCUAAAGCAUUGAUUGAUGAUCUGGUAACACAUGACAACCAACAUGGAUGAUCCCAUUCAUUAUUUAAGCAGAAAUAAAUUGUGUUUAAACUGAAA
Oncorhynchus tshawytscha (Chinook salmon) is the source of this 11537-nucleotide messenger RNA. RefSeq names its product ankyrin-3. NCBI's taxonomy places the organism in Eukaryota, Metazoa, Chordata, Actinopteri, Salmoniformes, Salmonidae. The record is from RefSeq and is a predicted model, not a curated record. Gene Ontology annotation, cellular component: T-tubule. Gene Ontology annotation, biological process: signal transduction; regulation of cardiac muscle contraction; protein localization to T-tubule. Gene Ontology annotation, molecular function: protein binding.